Molecule: messenger RNA, 4756 nt
Organism: Asparagus officinalis (garden asparagus)
Lineage: Eukaryota; Viridiplantae; Streptophyta; Magnoliopsida; Asparagales; Asparagaceae
Exons: 11
Coding region: 1-4494 (1497 amino acids)
Biological process (GO): protein phosphorylation; signal transduction
Cellular component (GO): cytoplasm
Molecular function (GO): protein binding; ATP binding; protein kinase activity
Source: RefSeq, a predicted model, not a curated record
AUGCUAACAAACAGGGGCGUAGCCAGGGUACUCUUGCCCUGGGCAGCUGCCCAGGGCAAGAAAACGGCCGGCUCUUUACAUCCCAGCUCCUACUUCUCCGUCGGUUGGCCAGCCCUCUACGCCUCCGUUCUCUACGGCGGCGUCUUCGGCCUCCUCUCCAUGGGCGCCACCCUCUCCGUCGCUGUUCCGGCCACGGUGGUGAUCUGGAUCACCGUCCUCAUGUUGCUCGUCUUCGCGUGGAAACCAAGGAGGACGCUGGUGAUGGAGGUUUCCAGCGGCGCCGUCACCGCCGUUAAGUACCGGCUCCCCGAUGAGGAUCUUGACGCCUUGAUCUCGAUCUCGUCGCAGGAGGAUCUCGAUAACAUGAUGGAGGAGUUCGAUCGGUUAAAUGAGACCGUGGCCGAUGGAUCUGCGCGGAUUCGGAUGUUUCUGGAAUCCGCGGACUCGAGCGAGGUGAUGGAUUCUGGCCAUGGCGAGAGUUAUAUCGACGCCGUGAACGGAAUUGAUCUCAGGAGAAAGGAAGGUAUGAGUCCUUCGGUCCUUUCUACUAGUUUUGGCUCCAUUGAUCAAGAUCCGUCGAGGUUGAGGUUUUCCCCUGACGAAACCCUAGUUUCUCGUCGGUUGAAUGGUAAUUUUGUUAAUAUUCUGGGUUCUGAGACUUAUGGCUGUCCUCUUUUACUUAAUGCUGCUUCUAUGGUCUCGGUUGGGGAUAAUUUUAGACCGGUACAGGAUAAAAUGGAGCCUUUAGCUGUUGUUGAGAGUAAUUUGAAGUCUGAUAAGCGAAAGGUUGAGGGCUUUGUGGAGGAUAACCUCUGUAGAUAUGAUCAGAAUCAGAAUGAUAAUAAUGGCACUGGUGGUAAUGGUAAUAAUAACAAUAGUAAGAGUUUACAUCAUCAGCCUUUAAGCGAGAUGCCUCCACUGCACCCAAUUCAUAUUCAGCAAAUGCCUAGCAUGAUUUUUCGGACAGUGAGAUUGAAUGAUUGUCAAAUGAGUCAGGAACCUUUAUUACAUGCACAUGCUAAUACUCUAGUAAAUGAGCAGAGAAAUGGGAAUGGGUUAGGAAGUAAUGCCGUUCAUGAGACUAGGACAGUGCUCCAGAGCUAUCAUUCUGAGGACCCAAUGAGGCUGCAGGCUUCACUGAAGCCAGAGAACUUGGUGGAGACCAAAGUCGAGACAGCUACUGUUGCAGGUAAUCUGUCAUCACCUCGUCGCGAGAAUGGGAGGGUUAUUCAUCCGAAUGUAGAAGCUUUAGAUCAUGCGAAGGUUUCACAUCAAGUGGGAGUAAUGGGAGUGGCUGACCCAACUCGGAGGCAUUCUCCACCCAAGAUUGUUAAUGGAGUCGCGGCGGAUAGUGUACCUAAGGUCGAGACAUUACCCACAGAGAGUCAGUUUGGAACCAAUCGGUUCACUCAAGAUACAUUGCAUCCCCAUGAGAAAGAGAGCGUAGUGCAUCCAAACAUAGAAGUUCUUGAUUCUGCAAAAGUUUUGAUUCCCCAUAACACAGUUAGUGGAACCUUGACAAAAAACAUGGUGGAACCCAAAGUCGACAACAUGGCUGCUUCAUCUGAGUUGGUGGCCCAUGGAUACCCCCAAGUUCUCAAACCGCCACAAUCACAUGACAACGAGAGAGCUUGUGAUCCUACUAAAGUUUUGAUUCCCCAUAACGCAGGUAGCGGAGCCUUGACAGAAAACAUGGUGGAAACCAAGGGUCAGUUUGGAGCCAGUGGGUUCACCCACGAUAUAUCACAUCCCCUUGAGAAAGAGAGGCUAGUGCAUCCAAAAGUAGAAGCUCUUGAUCCUACUAAAGUUUUGGUUCCCAAUAACGCAAUCUCUGGAGCCUUGACAGUGAACAUGGUGGAACCCAAGGCCGAUAGCAUGGCCGCUUCAUCUCAAUUUGUGAACUAUGGAUACAGCCAAUUUCCCAAGCAGUCACAACUGCAUGACGAUGAUAGACUUCUAGUUAAUCCAAAUGUGCCAACUGCGGUUGGGUUGCCUGUUGACACACAAACAUCUUAUGCAGGGGCCGCUAAUCUUCCACUAUCCCAUUUUCCUGAUCCUUUUCAGCCAUUGAUGCAGAAUAUGGCACCACAUAAUCAUCUGGUUAAGCAAGAUCCGGUUACUAAUCAAAAUUUUAGCAUAGUCAAGAAUGGAAAGUUCCAUGCGGCUGCACUUCCAAAUGGAGGUUCUCCACCAGAAACGCAUGACAAUGUUAAACCUAUAAAUGGUAUGAUGGAGAGUCUCCAUGUUAGUACAUCUGGACCUUCAGAGGCCUCCAAUGGAAAUUUUAGCAUAGUCAAGAAUGGAAAUCUCCCUGCAGCUGCACCUUCAAAUGGAGUUUCUCCUCCAGAAACACUUGAAAAUGUUAGACCUAUAAGUGGCAUGAUAGUGAGUACAUCUAAACCUUCAGAGAUCACAGAGCAUCCCAGAACAGAAGCCACAGUUGAUCGUGGUGUCCCUGUACUAAAGCGUGAGAACUCAUUGGUAACAGAGAACACUCAUGCGACCAAAUCGCAAGUUGAAGGGAAUCCAGUGUUUCUUGGUAAUUCUUACAUGAUGCCUGCAGUUUUUCCCAAUGGAAACUCUUUUAGACCAGUAACUCAUCUCCCACCUCCCUCCAUGGAUUUAAAGCCUGGACACCAUUCACUUGCUGCAUAUAACAAUCAAGGAUUCAGGUUACAAGCUGGAGGCGAUGCAGUUUAUCUUGGGAAUGCCUUUAUUGAUGCUGGACUUGUUCCACAGAGAAACUCUGUUCGACUAACCAGUCAGAUGCCACCCUCCUCAAUGGUCUUUACGCACUUGCAGUCUCUGCAGUCUUCUGAUACCAGCCAGGCAUCAACUGUUAUGGCUAAUCAUGGACCUUUGAUAUCUUAUAAUCAAGAAAUGGUGGUUCGCUCAGACAUUCAAAAUGAACGAUUGUUUCUGGUGCCAGCAUACUCUUAUGGCAUUACUCCUGCCUACGAUAAUAACGAUUCUGUCAAUAUGGUGCCUGUUGGAGGCCAGAAAUAUGAGGCUUCUUUGUUCCAUCUUAAGGAUCCACUCAACAACAUAGCUGUCCCUCUAAAUGGUACUGUUAUAAGUCAAAUUUCAAAUUCUGGUGACAGCAGUGGCCAUGUAGAACAGUUUCAAGGGCCAGUCCCAUCGAACUCAUUAUUCUGCAACCAGGAUCCUCGAAAUAUUCUGGGGGAUAUGCACCUACUGCUCCCAAGUAUUAGCAAAAUGCCUAGCCAAGAAUCCAUUUCCCCUAAGGAUCUGUGCACUGAGAAUCCUUUGGUAACUAGCAAAGGUUCAGAACUAGCUAUGGUUGCAGAAGACGGAUUUGACCACCUACAAAGUUCCAAAAACAAGGACCUGAUCACGGAGUCAGUACGGCACAAACAAGGAGAGGAUCACAAUAAACAAGAAGUUCAAGGUUUACCUGAGCAAGCAUUUGCAGCAGUGUUUGAGCCCUCUGUACCUCCUACAUCUGUCACUUCUCCACACAAGAUACCAGAAUCUGUUCAUCCAUCCAACAGAGAAACUGUAUUUGGUGAGAUAAAUACACUCGUACAGAGUGCGGCGACAGCAUCUGAUCAGAAAGGCAUAACGAACAAACAAGCAGAUAAGGUGAAUUUCGGUUUUCCGUUAACAGAUGAAAUUGGACACCUUCAGAUAAUAAAGAACAGUGACCUCGAAGAGCUACGAGAACUGGGUUCAGGAACAUUUGGAACUGUGUAUCACGGGAAAUGGAGGGGUUCGGAUGUUGCAAUAAAAAGGAUAAAUGACAGAUGUUUUGCUGGGAAACCAGCAGAGGAAGAACGCAUGAGGGCUGACUUCUGGAAUGAGGCUAUCAAGCUUGCUGAUUUGCACCACCCAAAUGUUGUGGCAUUCUAUGGAGUUGUUCUAGAUGGACCCGGUGGUUCUUUUGCUACAGUAACUGAAUUCAUGGUUAACGGUUCUCUCCGACGUGCUCUACAAAAAAAUCACAAGUUACUUGAUAAUGGGAAACGCCUUCUCAUUGCAAUGGAUGUGGCCUUUGGGAUGGAGUACUUGCAUGGUAAAAAUAUUAUACACUUCGACUUGAAAAGUGACAAUUUGCUUGUCAACUUGAGGGAUGCUCAACGUCCAAUAUGCAAGGUAGCUGAUCUUGGCCUUUCCAAAGUGAAAUGCCAGACUCUAAUUUCUGGUGGUGUGCGAGGAACACUUCCCUGGAUGGCUCCUGAGCUUCUAAAUGGCGGUAGCAAUCUGGUCUCUGAUAAGGUUGAUGUGUUCUCUUUUGCCAUUGUGAUGUGGGAGCUUCUCACUGGAGAGGAACCAUAUGCUGAUCUGCAUUAUGGAGCCAUAAUAGGUGGGAUUGUGAGCAAUACCCUGCGGCCUCCAAUUCCUGAAGCUUGUGAUCCUGAGUGGAGAUCCUUGAUGGAGCAAUGCUGGGCAGCUGAGCCAUCUGAGAGGCCAAACUUCUCAGAUAUUGCAAAUAGGUUGCGAUCUAUGGCAGCUUCUCUUCCCCAGAAAUUAUAAAAACCCAUGCGCGUUGAUUAAGCGACGUCUCGAUAGGGAUGCUCUUUUAACCUUUCCGUGUCCUUUGGGCUCAAGAGAGACCGGUUGUACUCGCAUAGGAUGCAAAGAGGAGAAUUGUGACCUAUCACUUGUGAAUAGAAGUAAUAUUUUGUUCUCUUGAUUUCAUUUUACUUUAAAGAUUGCAGUGUAUUUGCUUUUUUGUUCUGUGGUAGAAUACAAUGUAGUUGAGUGAAUAAAAGAUGACAGGCUCAUAACGCUCUCA